AUGGAUUCCGAUGACGACUUCAACAGCGCUGCGUCCUUGAACAGCGAUGCAGAGUUCGACAUGGACGAUGAGAACAGUAGUGUUGCCGACUUUGCUGCCGACUCCGACAUCGAGUUAGAUGACGAUGGAGACAUCGGGUUUGACUCACAAGACAAGGAUCUCAAGCCACGUAAGAAGGCUUACGAGGUCGACUUCUCUGUCUACAGCCCACAAGAUAUCCAGAACCAGCAAGAUCGUCAAAUAGAGGAGGUAUCAAAUAUCCUUGGUCAACCCCACGAAGCGACCGCUAUCCUUAUGCGCUACAUGCGCUGGAACAAGGAGCGUUUGAUUGAGCAAUACAUGGACAAGCAAGAAGAGGUCUUGGAAAAAGCUGGCCUUGGUCAAGACAUCGCUGGUCCACCCCACUUGGAAGUUAUCGAUGGGUUCAUGUGCGAAAUCUGUUGUGACGAUACACCCGGACUGCAGACGUUUGCCAUGAAGUGCAACCAUCGCUUCUGCGUCGAUUGCUACCGUCAAUACCUGGCCCAGAAGAUCAAAGACGAAGGAGAGGCCGCACGUAUCCGUUGUCCUGGCGAGGAGUGCAACAACAUCGUUGAUUCGAAGAGCCUGGAACUUCUCGUAACGGAGGACCUCAAGGACAGAUACCAUGAGCUUCUCACAAGGACGUACGUUGAUGACAAGGAUAAUCUUAGGUGGUGUCCUGCCCCUAACUGCGUCUAUGCUGUCGAUUGUCCGGUCAAGCAGAAAGAGCUCAACAAGAUCGUUCCCACCGUCAACUGCGAUUGUGGUCACAGCUUCUGUUUUGGAUGUCAGCUCAAUGACCACCAACCUACCCCUUGCGUACUCGUCAAGCUGUGGUUGAAGAAGUGCGAAGAUGAUUCUGAGACAGCCAACUGGAUUUCUGCAAACACCAAAGAGUGCCCCAAGUGCAACUCGACUAUUGAGAAGAAUGGAGGUUGCAACCACAUGACCUGCCGAAAGUGCAAGUAUGAGUUCUGCUGGAUGUGCAUGGGACUGUGGUCGGAGCAUGGCACAAGUUGGUACAACUGCAAUCGUUAUGAGGAAAAGAGUGGUCACACUGCACGUGAUGCCCAAGCUAAGAGCCGUGCAUCUCUUGAGCGUUACCUCCACUACUACAACCGCUAUGCCAACCAUGAGCAGUCUGCCAAGCUUGAUAAAGACAUUUACCUCAAGACGGAAAAGAAGAUGAUGCAGCUUCAGUCGACGUCAGGCAUGUCUUGGAUUGAAGUUCAGUUCCUCGACUACGCAUCGCAAGCUCUUCAGCAAUGUCGACAGACUCUCAAGUGGACUUACGCAUUUGCCUACUACUUGGAACGCAACAAUUUGACCGAGAUUUUCGAGGACAACCAGAAGGACUUGGAGAUGGCGGUCGAGGCUCUGAGUGGGAUGUUUGAAAAGCCUACGGAUCAGCUUGCUGCUCUCAAAGUCGAGAUGAUGGAUAAGACCACUUAUUGCAAUAAGCGUCGCAUCAUUCUGCUUGGUGAUACAGCAGAAAAUCUGAAGAAAGGCAACUGGAAGUUCAACGUCGAUGAAAUCUCCGAAGAAUAG
Molecule: messenger RNA, 1569 nt
Organism: Aureobasidium melanogenum CBS 110374
Lineage: Eukaryota; Fungi; Ascomycota; Dothideomycetes; Dothideales; Saccotheciaceae
Exons: 3
Coding region: 1-1569 (522 amino acids)
Biological process (GO): protein polyubiquitination; positive regulation of proteasomal ubiquitin-dependent protein catabolic process; ubiquitin-dependent protein catabolic process
Cellular component (GO): cytoplasm; ubiquitin ligase complex
Molecular function (GO): ubiquitin conjugating enzyme binding; zinc ion binding; ubiquitin protein ligase activity
Source: RefSeq, a predicted model, not a curated record